Paramuricea clavata is the source of this 7090-nucleotide messenger RNA. The record is from the annotation of a GenBank genome assembly. Lineage: Eukaryota; Metazoa; Cnidaria; Anthozoa; Malacalcyonacea; Plexauridae.
GUUUAAUUCGAUAAAUUUUGCCAUUGCAAAGAAACAGCUGCGUAAAUUUGAACUGUCAAAAAUGGAGAAACGGAAGGUCAUGACCAAGUCUUUGACCCAAUGACACAAACUAGUACAUGUAUUUGUUUAUUUUUAGGAUGUUUAUUUAUGAACUGUUUGCUUGGAUUUCUUGCACAACGAUUGUUGCAGGACAGUUUGUGUUUCAACCAGGAAAUGUAAUCUUAAGAAAUCUGGUAAUUGAUAACAACACUGGGGAUGUUUUUGUUGGUGGAGUGAACUAUAUUUAUAAACUGAACAAAAAUUUGACACAACUUAAGAAUGUGUCUACACCAUGCCUUGUAGAAAAAUGCAAGCCAGGUGAAACUGUGAAUCCUAAUGCGAAUCAACUUUUGAUGAUUGAGAAUUUAACAGGUACUCCGAGAUUGUUUGCAUGUGGAACAUACAAGUAUGGUAUAUGUAUAACAUAUGAUAUGAACUCAUUUUCAUAUACUGUGCUUGACAAUACUAUUGGCGCUGUUUCAAAUAUUCAAAAUUAUAGCAGUAUCGCGCUAGAAGAUCAAUCUAAUAAUGGAAUCCUUAUUGCUAGCACAAGAAUUGGUGACUCUGAACAGCUACCUACAGAUUAUACUUUCACCGCUUAUUCUGGUCAGUUUGUGUGCAGUGGCACAGUAAAGCCAUGUAUUGGCAAAUCCAAACAGAUCUUAUUGACAUCAGAAAGCGAACUAAAGAUUUAUUACAUUCUUGCAGUGAUUGUAGGAAAGUUUAGAUAUUUCUUUAAUCAUAAUAUGAAGGAUGGAACUAAUGUAGCAAGACUGUGUGACAAAUAUCAAAUUGGCGGCGAUCCCGAAAUUAAAACUUACAUGGAAAUACCAUUGCGAUGUGUUGGCAAGGAUGGUAUAAAUUAUGAGCAACUUGUAGCAGCAAAAGUUGUACGACCUGAUGGUGAACUUGCUGAGAAGUUUGGAAGCACUGGAGAUGAUGAUGACGCAGUUUUAAUUGGGGUAUUUCAAAAAUCAAGCAUAUCAUCACAGUCUGCCUUGUGUACAUACACAUUUAAACAAAUUAACGAGUUUUUCUGGGAGAAUAUCGUGAAAUGCUUUAAAAGUAACACAUUGCCUCUUUCUAAAUAUGUUAAAGGUUCGACGUGCAGUGUUGUAAGUAUUCAGUCUGCUUUAAAUUUUAUAAUAAUUUUCCAGCAUUUUAUAAUUUUUAUUCUCAUGAAUUUGUAUUUUGUGAUGCACUUUUACCAGGAUGAUUCGUUGGUUAUGAAUUCUUAAUAUUUUAAAAUCUAUUUUUUACACACUAGGAAGUGCCUGCUGCAUGUUCACUAAAUUCUAGAAAUCAAAAAAUGACAGGAACAAUAAAAUACGAAAGUGAAGCUCUUGUGACAUGUAGUGAUUGUGGUCCAAUAUCAUCUAUGGAUACAACAAGUUACCGAGGAAACAUUAUUGCUUUUCUUGGUGCAAAAGAUGGAAAGCUCAGUAAGGUAAAAACAAAUCCUAUCAUAAUUUUCAAAUUGGUAAAAUUUGUUGCUCACUCUGCCUCAAGCUAUAUUCUACUCCAUCCGAGUGUAGGAUCUACCCAUGCACUGAGGAUCUACCAUUUACCAAGCCAAUUUUUCCUCUAUUUAGUGAUUGUUUCCACAAAAAACUGUUUCAGGAUGAAAAUGUGAUAAUAUUCCAAACAAUUUUGUAUAGUUUGGUUACAUCUUUUGCUUUUCGAUAAUAGAAAACAAGUCAGAAUAAUCAAUUGAGAAUCAAUUGAGAUUUCCAAACAUUUGCAGAUCUCACAGCCACGCAGUGAAAGCACGUCGUAUUAUACAUACACAUAUCACAUAUUACAUAUUACAUAUACAUCCUUCCUUAGCAUAGGGAAUGGGCCUGGGCCACCUCUCAACCUAGUGGUCCAAGAUCUCAACGCAAAUAUAAUAAAAAUAAUAACGUAUUAUAGCAAUCUGUAUACUGCUGAGAAAAACUAAAAGUAAACUGUACUUAAAGUGAAAUGUAAAGUUAACCUAAUAUACUACUACCAAUUUUUCUUUUGGAUUGCGUAUGUGGGUCGAAAGGUUUUAAAGCUCUUGCGCUUUUGGCAAAUGUUUGUGCGUUGGCAUUUUUAGUAUUUAGAUUUGAAACUCUAAGCACUAUAUAUAAUUAAGUAUAGCGGCAUAAAACAUCUAUUUUUCUUUUUAUAAUAUUAUUUACCUGCAUGCAGUGUAUAAGUAUCUCAGUUGUUCGGGAAAUGAAGUAAAAAAUUUACUGACUUCCAUUGUUUCCUUUUUAAACCUCGCAAACAAUCUAAGGUCGAAUCUAGACUCCAGGCGCCAGGGUGUCAACCACUGAGCUAUACAAUUACUGGAGAAAGUGCUUGGGGCAAAAAGGUAUCCGCAAGAAUAUGGCGGAUCUUGACGCCAUGUUUUUCAGGACACUUGUUUGACUGACGGAAUAUAGAUGCAUUAUUUCCCGUAGUUGUAUAGGUCAGUGGUUCCAACUCUUGAUUUGGCCGCACCAGUAAGUAAAGCCUCUAUUUUGGCGUAUUGAUAAUGUCAUUGAGUCAGUGCCAUUCAAUUCAAUUCAAGUCAUUGAGAGUUUACUGAAAUUGCGUCGUUCUUAAUUUGAUGAUUCGUUACGAUUUCCUUAGGACUGCCUAUAAAUAGUACACUUACAUGACUUGCAAUUGAACAGGUGGGAAUUUUGUCUGAGCAUGCGCUAAAAUUCGCGCGGUUAACAGAGAAGAGACUUGGGGCGAGUAAAUAUCGCAGUUCUUUUUUUGAGCGUUUUAUUGGGGUUUUUGACCUCGUUUUUUCUAGGAAGUCCAGAAAGGUAUGAGAACGUUCGGUAACUAAAAAAUUGUAUAAAAAUACAACUUUUGCAUCACUUUAAUCAUCCGAACUGCCUCGGAUUCCGACGGAAAUGUCCAAUAAUUCCUGCUAUUCCGAAUUUUGAGGUGAACAAAUUAUCUCCCAAUAUUUAACAAUUAUACCAUGAGCUCGAGUCGUAUAUGAGCUGAUAGCCGACGAUGUGCGUAGCACCGAGUCGGCUAUCAGCCAUAUACGACGAGAGCGAAUGGUACAAUUUGGUUGUUUGAAAUUUUUAUCUGUAAAGCACAAUUGGAAAUUUAAAAAGCAAAAAUUUUUUCUGUUUGUUUGCAAAAAUUUCCCCCAAAUAAACGACAUCCGGGACACCGGUCCAGAUACGGACCACGGUCCGAUAUGGGGUUUUACGGACCGCUUGUCAACCAAUCAGAAUAGAGAAUUUUGAAAAGCCAUAUAAUAAUAACUUCUUAUUAACCGAGCGCGAGGUCUUGACAGAGAAAUAUCGGACCGAGGUUUUUUGUACAGACCGAGCCCGUAGGGCGAGGUUUGUACAAAAAGACUGAGGUUAAUAAAAAAAGCGAGGUUAAUAAAAAGUUUAUUAUAUGGCAUUUAUAGGCAUUUAUACUCGAAACAAACAAGAAAGGCAUGAUUUGAAAUGCAUAUUAGUAGCGUGGUACACAUUUGGUCGAAGAAAACAAAAAUUACCAAUGUAAUCCUUCCUUUCCGCUUAAAACCAUUCGCAGUUUAAUAGUUUCAAUUAAUUUUGCUGUUUUGUUUUAAAAUACACGCAUUUGUUUUUACGUAAUGGACCGCCGGUCUAUGCAUUACGGGAGAAUAGUUGACCGCUGAAAGUGCUUCUCAGCCAAUCACAGUCCGCCAUUUCACCAGAAGUGAUGCUUGCCAUAUAAUAAUAACUUCUUAUUAAACAAGAGUCAAACCUGAAGUUAAAUUAUUCUGAAGUUAAACAUCUUAUUAUUCACGUUCAUGUGUGCGACUCUACAAACGAAUUACACAAUUUUGACAAGACCUUUAAUUUAAUAUUUGCUCACUCAAAAACACCUAAUGGAUGUUAAAUAACUAGCCUCUGUCACCAGGGUAAACAUUCCAGAAAACGUGUGUGAAUAUUGUAUCACGGCUACCACAUGAUAAACAAUUAAUGAUGUUUCCCAAUCAGUGCUGAACACUUUUCGAAAUAUUUGGAGUCGAAAAAUUUGCUUCAGACGGUUAAUUCUCGCCCCUCUAUACUGUCUGUCUCAGCUUUGGAACAAAGUAUUUGCUUUUAUUUAGUUUGUCAUUUAUUCCAAUUCAUCUGGGCGAAGGUACGAAACUUCAAAUACAAUACCUGGAUCUGGAAUUUUGUCUGCGAAGUUUGAUCGUAUUGGGGAAGGUGCUUAUCUUUUAUCUCCGGAUAAGGUAAAACACUUUUAAUUAUUGAAAUUUUAAAAUAAUGAAACUCUCACUUUAAUCAUAUACAGUACCUAUCAACUUACUCAUGAAGUAAAACUUUGAUCCAGGGUGUUUGCUAGCAUUUUAGAUUGUUGGUUAAGUGUGUUCAAUUUCCGGGGCGUGUACCCGCCAGAAUAUCAUAGUUUCAGUUUUGCUCGCCAACAAUGAACUUUGUGUGGUAGUUUAUAAUGUGUUGAUCAUGCCAAACAUGACCUACUGCAUGUUGUAUUCUUCUAUAAUCUUAAAGACAUGAAUGAUAUUUGGUGAGAAAAGCAGGAUUUUGUAUCAGAUAUACAAAUUCCUUCACGGGAAUUACAAGACAGUGUUUUAUUUACUACUAUGAUAAUGGUUACUAUAAUAAGAACCGGAGAAUACGGUAUGCAUGUUCGCGGGUUAGGCGUUUUCCAUCAUCCAACGCGAGCAACUUGGAACGAGUCAGUUAUUGUUAUCAAUGUGUUUUAUUUUUGUAUUUUUUAGGUUUUAAAAAUUCCUGUGGAGGAAUGUGGCAAUCGAACAUCAUGUGAAAGUUGUGUUAAAGGAGGUGAUCCAUACUGUGGCUGGUGUACACUGCAUGCAACGUUAGUAUUCAAUAUUUCCAAGAUACAGAUGACUUUCUGUACUAUUAUGUUAAAUCAUGCCCCACCCUAUGUAGGACAUCCAUAGAGAGGGCUCCAGAACAUCUUCCUUGGUAAAUUCUACGUCUGACUCAUUAAUCGUUGGUUUCUGAAUUCUGACCUAUAGCCUAGGACCGUCCGUCCUUUGGAGUUUCACAGUGAGUAAACAACAACAACAACAACAACAACAACAACAACAACAACAACAACAACAACAACAACAACAACAACAACAACAACAACAACAACAACAACAACAACAACAACAACAACAACGACGACGAUGACAACAACGACGACGAUGACAACAACGACGACGACGACCGCGACAACAGCGGCGACCAAAGCGGCGACAACAGCGGCGACAACAGCGGCGACAACAGCGGCGACAACAGCAACUCUUUAUUCUAACAAAAACAAAAUUCCUUAUCGAAGCCAGGCCACCAUACACACUGGAAAAAGUUUGAAUUAUCAAAUUGAUUGGUCGGUCGAAAAAAAAGUGAUGUAAGAAAAGACAAACACUAAUAACAUAGAGAAGCAAAUUUUACAUACAAUAUUAUAGGUCGUGUGCAAGUUACGUCACCGUUGCCAUGUUGGAUAACAUUGACAAGGGAUUUUGCUUGUUUGCAAUACAAAUAUGGCAGGCGGGCAACACUUUAUUUAAAAUUAACAAAAAGGGACACGCUAGCCCCAUCAACUCUGGGCUGAUUUCCAUGAGGGGCGUGUUAAAUAUUAAAAAUGUUUGAAAAUAAAUAAAUAAAUAACUGUAUCUAAAUACUAUAUAUACACACUUUUCUAUAUACAAAUGUAUGCAUGUCACUAUCCAACAUUUAAUCUAAACGAGUGAAGCGCACUUGCUAGUUUCGCUUCAUUUGGGAGCUGAUUCCAGUGCAAAGCACCACUAUAUUUAAAGCUUUUUUUUUAAAUUCUCUUUUUGGCUUAUGUAAUGUAAGGUCUGUUGCAGUAUUGCGGAGAUUGUAAUUAGUUUGAUCCAUUUCUCUUCCCACAAAAGACCCCCGAAGAGCCGGCGCAGUCUGGUCAUUAAGUAUUUUAUACAUCAAUACUGACUUGGCACCGGAACGUCUAUUUUCAAGAGUGUCCCACGAGAGUGAGUUAAGAACAUCAGCCGACCGAGACUCAUAAUUAGCACCCGUUACAACCCUCGCCGCCCGGGAUUGAAAUUUUUGGAGCUUAUCUCUUAACAACUUGCCACAAGUGUCCCACAAAGGGGAACAAUAAUCAAAGUAUGGCGGUACCAAGCUUUUAUAAACAGAUUCUAAUGUAUGCAUCGGAACAAAAGGUUUCAUACGUCUCAUAACGCCAAUAGCUGCACUUACUUUCUUGCAUAUCAAUGUAAUAUGACUGUCCCAAUUCAAAUUUUCAUCGAGUUUUACUCCCAGACACAUUUGUGUACUGAUUCGUGGUAUGGGUUUUGUAUUUACCAUAAUAGUCUCUUCACACCCUAAUUUAUUAAGAUUGUGCGUGGAGCCAAUUUUACAUUUAGAUGGAUGCAUCUGCAAUCUAUUUUCUUUCAUCCAUUCAAAAACAUGAGCAAUGUCCGAAAAUAUCAUCCAACAUGGCGGAAAUCUCUUUGUCCUUGAAUCACACGGGAGUGGUUGCACAUCACCUAUAGAGACAAACAAAAACUUGCAAAAUAUUUCUUUAGGUACCAUAAGUAGUAGCUCCUUUUUUAACCCUUCAGAUUUUUAGAGAUGAAGUCUUGGCAUUAUCAAUAGAAUUCCUUAUUUUAGGCCCUUGAAAUAUAAAUAGGACAUGAUUGUAGUAUUUUAUAUAAUUUCUAAAUACGCCUGGGAUCAAAUAACCAUGAGGAUCUUUGCUAAAACUUGCAAGUGCUUGUUCUUCCAAAUUGCACUAGUAUUCAUGCUAUUAUUUAUUAUAGAAUAGAUGAAAAAAAUAAAACAAAGUGAAGAAAAUCUGUUCAUGAAAAUUUUGUGUAAAUAACUGGACAAAAAAAGAUUACACUGUUCUUGGCUAACCAUAAUUGAACAGUUUUGUUCAUGUAUUUUGUUAUUUUUUACUAAUAUUCACAUAUUUUUUAGAUGCACAACUUACGACAAGUGUCCAUACUAUGGAUCUCCAUUAGGAUAUGUUCGCCAUUCCAAUGAAUGUAUUAGUAUUUCCAGUCUGAGUCCGUCAUCACUACCCUUGAGCGAAACAACAAUUCAAAAGGUACUUAGGGACUUGUCAGAAAUUACCA